Globicephala melas (long-finned pilot whale) is the source of this 6435-nucleotide messenger RNA. RefSeq names its product endothelium and lymphocyte associated ASCH domain 1 (gene EOLA1). Lineage: Eukaryota; Metazoa; Chordata; Mammalia; Artiodactyla; Delphinidae. The record is from RefSeq and is a predicted model, not a curated record.
CGUUCACCCCGGAAAUAAGGAGCGUCAGCGCUUGCGGGCGCGGCUACCUGUCACCGGUCCCGGUUCCCCGAGGCGGACGACCGUCCUUCCCGGUGGCCGCAGCCGGGCCGUCCCACCGCGCCCGCGACUCGCCCCGCCCACAAGGAGCCAGGACCCGCCGCGCCCGCGGACGGUGAAGACACCCAGACAAGUGGAAGAGUGUUUUCUCCUCUGGCCACCAAGCAGGCACCCUCUGCGUCGAGAGGCGCGUGAGGCCCUGGGAGCUCUGGGAGAUGAAGUUCGGCUGCCUGUCCUUCCGGCAGCCUUAUGCGGGUUUCGUCUUAAAUGGGGUGAAGACCCUGGAGACGCGGUGGCGGCCCGUGCUGAGCGGCCAGCGGCACCGCACCCUGGCCGUCCACAUCGCGCACAGGGACUGGGAGGACGCGGCCUGGAGGGAGCUGCUGGCCGGGAGGCUGGGGAUGAGCCCCGCGCAGAUCCAGGCCUUGCUGCGGGACGGGGAGAAGUUCGGCCGCGGAGUGAUAGCCGGGCUGGUUGACAUUGGGGACACUUCGCUGUGCCCGGAAAACUUAGGUCCCAACGAGGUUGCGGAGCUGGAGAAUCAAGCCCUGCUGCCCAACCUGCAGCAGAAGUACCUGACUGCGCUUGCCAACCCCCGCUGGCUGCUGCAGCCUGUCCCCGGGAGAGGCGGGAAGGACGUCUUCCAGGUGGACAUCCCCGAGCACCUGAUCCCCUUUGGGCAGGAGGCCUGACCAGACUGCGCUCUCGAGAGGAAGGUGACCGAGAGACCGGCUCAUUGUGCCACCGUCCACUCGCCUUCACGCCCUGGACGUGCACGUCUGGUUCGGUCUGAAUCGGCCCUGCCCCGGGGAGCGCUGCCCGCUCCGUGCUGUUCACGGAAGCAGACGUGCCCACCUGGUGCAGGGACAGGGGUUGGGACUCUCCUCGUGCGAUGCCGCUCUGGGCUCAGCGACAGAGUCUCGAGGACUUUGACCUUUAGGAAAAGAUGGCAGUGCCACUCGUUUUGGCCCUACUGGUUCUGGGUGGUUGAGAGAGAUGUGUUUUGAGGGGACCAGUUAGCGUUUUCCCCUCUUUGGCCUGGUCAGAACUCCCAGAUGUUUGGACCGCGUCUGGGGAACGAACGAUGGGGGAAGGCCGGUGGCGGGCCUCGUGCACGCGGGAGAGGACCGCAGGCCCAGAAAGAGGGCGCGGUCUGUCCUUGCAGGUGACCCUGGCCCUGUUGUAAAGCGUCCCUUGGCUCACGAAGCGUGUGUGUUAGACGUGCUGCCCGGCCACUUCACGUCCGAAGACAGGCUCCUAAAUACAGCUCUGACGGCAAAGUGAAAAGGGCUGGCGCUCGCUUUGUGGAAACCUCUUACUUCUCUGUGGGGUUUGGGGCCAUUUGUCAGCAAGCUUUCUAGGGGUUGUCACCUCUGAAGGUGCUGGGCUUUCCCCCAGGUGUCGGCUGGGAAGGGCCCGUCUCUUCUGAGGCAGACGGCAGUGUGCACGCCUACCUUGGUGGGUGGGAUGGCCCUCCUUUCCGGCGGGCCUCUUUGGGAGGCCCCCGGAUGGUGGGCUGGACACACGCUCAGCUGCGGGUCAGAAACUUCUGGCAUCGUAGGGGGACCCAGGAGGAGGCUCCUUCUGCUUCAGGAUGCAUGACUAAUGGAAGGUGACACCCCUGAGGUCAGGAGCCAGGCUGUGCUGCCUCCUGACUAGCAGGCAAGGCCCAGGGACCAGCCUGUCCUGGGCUGGCCUCAGCGCUCCCGAGCCACGUCCGUGGCUGAGCGUGGGAAAUGCUGCGGCUUCUAAACGAAAGGGGGCGGCGGGGACCAAAGCCUGCCGGGGCUGUGGGUUUCCAGCCUCGUCGGGCCCGUCCACUGAGAUGUGUGACUAGUACGGACAGUUAGAAAGGACACAAGACUCGCACUUCUCGUUCGAUUCUUCAUUUGCUCCCGUGGACCUUGGCUUUUCUUUAUUAGAGACAAAAGUAGGUUCUUGGUUAUGAGAUGGGGCUUUUUGUGUGUCCCCAGGGGCCUGCGAGCUCAGGGAUCACAGUGGUCCUUGCACUGUUGGCGGAGAGCACGCCUGCAGUCUGAGGAGCCCCCCUACUCCUCGUCCACCUCAGGGACCUUGUUUGGGGACGUAGCUAAAAGGGCCCCCGGCAGGAGGGAGAGACAGCUGUUGUACAGAGACAUCUCCGAGCCAUAAGCCGGGUAAACCGUGGGGCUGGCGGGCAGUUCCCUGGCGCCAUAGCGGGGGCACAGAAGUGACAUUCCAGGGAGUGCCCUGCCCGCUCAGGCCGCCCUGCUCACUGGGGGCGUGGUGUCCCCUGGCCCAUCCCGCUCGUAGAGCACGUGCUAGAGGACAGGAGAGGCUGGGUAGCGCUGGGCCCCUGAGCACCUGGGGCUUUCUUCUGGGUGGUGGAAUCGUUGUAAGGGAUUUGUGGGGAGCGUCUAGUGGCAGCCACCGGCUUCUUUCCCUUCGGGGCUGUUGCGCUGGUCCCGGGCUGAUCAGUUGCUCCCAGGUUGCAUUUUCUCUGAAUGUUCUCGAUGAGCAGAGGCUUGUCUCUCUGAAAGUUGGAGUUGCAGAAGAUCUGAAAUGAAACGAAUCACUUUAGCCAUUCUGGGAGAAAAUACCCACUCCUCCCCGCCCACCCCCGUCCCUCAUAAUGGUCUUAUCUGACUGUGGAGAAAAGGUCUCUUUAAGUUCCUGGCAGGUUAUUCCGCCCUGGAGUGUGCGCUCCCUAGAGCUCCCCGAGGCGAGCCUCGGUCGAGGUGUUACUGUCGCUACCUGACAUCUCGUGGCCUCUCGAGAGGGUCUGUAGGCGCACCUGCAGGUCCCCUCUAAGGGGCUGUGGCUGAAUACCACAGGCUCUACUUUCUCAUCUUUCCUUAACUGCCUUCUCACGUGAGGAAACUUAUUCUCGGAAAUGAAACCCGUUCAGCACGUGGCCCAUCUGGCCUCCCCGGGAGGUGUUCGAAUAACAAGAGAACGUGGGCAGCGGAAGGGCUUUCUACUUUACCAUCAGCCUCUUCUUCCCUGGAGAGUGGCUGGUCAGGCGUAUUUUGCUGAAUCCGUGCCGGUUCAUUUGGCGGAUGAAAGUCGUCAAGCUGUCUGUGUUGAAAAUCCUGUCUGCGCCUCUGCGGUGAAGAACCUCCCUCUGGAAGAGGUCUUCCUCGACGAUCACCAUAUCUCCCUUGUCAUUCCAGCGCACAGAGGUGAAGGCGGGCUCCUCCGCCAUCGUCCAGAGCUUUCUUGGGAGGGAGAGCUGAAGAAUACUCUGGUUGGCCACACCGUAGUCUGCGCCCUGUGGUGGCGGGUUGUCUUGGGAGACGGGAUCUGGGCUCUCGGCUUGGUCGCCCUGCUUCUCCGAACUCUCCCGUGAAUCCACGUUGGGAUGCGGGGACGCACGAGAGGGGACCCACGUUGCUGCCUCUGCGUCAGCCGAUGGGCCCAGCAUGGCUGUACACAGCUCAUCGCUGCUCUGACUAGCCAUGGAGCCAGUCUGGAUUGGGAGCAUUCUCCACCUGAGACCGUAUGACUGAACUCUCAGGGCAGAAAUGCCUUGGACCAGAGCGGGGAUGCCCAGUAAAUACUGUCCGCAAGACUCUAGAAUCUCGGUAGUGGGGCAGCCAGCCGCUCAAGUCGCAGUCUUCUUUAUUGUCACGUGAUGUCACCGAGGCGGUCUGGAGAGGGAGCCCUGGCCAAGUGUCUUUUUUUCUAAAAGCCUCGAAAAGUGUGGUUCAAGUUCCCGGGAAAGACUUCCGUCUGCCGCCAGGCACCUUGUUUCAAGGGGCCAGGCCCCGGAUGGGUUGAGAAACGUGAUCCUGUCUCCACUCCCAUCCCUUCAUGCUGGCUUCCGAUGUGCUCAAGGGCCAGGCCCUGGCGAGGCGUAGCUUGGCUGCCACUGAGACCACAGGGAUCACGUGGGCCCCUGGCGACUGUCCCUCCCAGAAGAUGGGGCUCCCUAGCGGGCUGGUUGGCCUAGCCUGAGUCGGUGCCCACCCCCCCCACCCCCAUCCCCCUUCCGGCUCUGGUCGCUUGCAGCUGUUCCUGCCAGCUGGCCGGUCCCGCUCAGAUGGGCCCAAACAAAGGGUCCUGAUUUCCUGCCUCCCAGGUCAAGCUGUCCCCAGAGUAGGGCUGUGCGCGACCUCACAUUCAACUCGAGUGUUCCCCAAGCACCUCAGACACAGCCCUGCCCACGAUGCCGCGUGGGAGGGCAUAGCCACGUGCCCUCCGCUGGCCAUCGAGCCUCCUUUUGGGCUCUGCCUGCCCCCAGACCCCAUCCCUGUGCGGAUCACAGAGGGCUUGUCUUCAGCGUCCAUUUCUUCCCGUAGAAGCCCUUCUCAUGGCCCAAGAGCGCUCACUUUUGGAACACCUGCGUGCGUCCUUUUCCCAUCGCCUUCCCAGACCGUCGGAUUCAGCCUCCCUGGAAGCUGCCUCGAAAGCCCUGUUUCCUUUCCGCAGUGGGGUGGUUUGGCUUCUGCUCCCCCCGAUCCUGGCCUCCCACGUCCACCUUGGGUCUCCGUGGGUACUUGCCCUUUGAAGGACUUGAUCUGGGGCUUCGGCGUGUAGCCUGUCCCAUUGAAAGCAGGCAUUUCACUGGUGCGCUCCCAGGCCAGCCCUGCUCUCCUUCCCCACGCCCGCCCCUGCCCCCACCCCCACCCCCGGGGCCCUGUCCCCGCUGUUACCUUGAGGAUACAUAGAAUGAUUUUGUUUGCUUUCAGCUUCGACGCUUUUGAACGGGCCUGCGUGACACGGACUCAGUCCCAAGGAAAUUUCCUACUUGCCGACCUAGACGUGACCGGGGGAAGCCCCCGUCCACGUGCAUUUGGAAGUAGAUGAGGGUCUGGGUGUCGGACGGGCCGAAACGCGAGUGAGAGUCGUCCGUCUUCACCGCAGGUGGGAGGAUAGGACGGUGGGUUUGGUGAUGCGCGUUCUCUGGCCGUUGUGGGCGACUUUGUCCUUCAUAGUCACUGUGUAGCGGACAGAGUGGCACCUUGGAAAGGCCCGUCUGCGAGGAUCCUAGGUCCCUGUCCCAGCUCUGCCACUAAGCAGGGUCAUCUGCCCUCUGUGAGCGCCACUGCCCUAUUUCUGAAAGGGGAGAGCUAAGAGGGUGUGCAGGAGGAUCGCCCGAGGUGCCUUUCAGCCUAAGGACUGGCAUCCUGGAUGGAGCUCCCGGGCCUAGAUUCGGGCCUGCUCCCUGGUCUUUAUGCUUCUAAACUGGUUUACAAAGCAUUCUUCAGGUCAGUUCCUCCUGUAGGGACAUGACCUCGGAGGCUGCGAAUUGUCGUGGAGGCCGUCGGUGGCUCCUCAGAAGGGGCCCAAAGGCUGGGGCCUCCUUGGGCCCAGCCUGCCUGUGUGGCCUUGCCUGCUGCCCCCCUCCUCGGGCCCUCCCUCGCCCCCUGGGUCCCGUAGGAACUGCCUCCUUCCUGGUCCCCCUCCCUGCCAGGUGCCAGCCGGGCCCCGGCAGUGGGUUUGUGUGGCACCGUGGGGUCUUCCUCAGCCGGGUCUCGGGACCCUUCAGCUGGGCAGGCACAAGCCCUGGCGACGUCCAAGGCCUGCCUUUGCCAGCCUCGCCCUCCAGCCCCUGCCCUUGGCUUCCACGCCCUGAUGCCCCCAGCCCAGAGGCCCCCCAGCCGCUCCCCUCCCUCGCUGCCGCCAGGGUCUCGGGGUGUCUGCCAGCGUUAACUUCCCUCCAGUAUCUGAGGAGGCUCCUGCAGGGGCCUUAUCCCAGUAGGCACUGGGGCCUUACAGUCAGUCCCAGGCAGUCUCAGUCCCUCCCUCCCCGUGGCUCAGCCAUGAGCAGCUCAGCCGGCCAGGUUCCCGUUGGACAGGAGGGCCCCAGGGCAGGAGCAGGGACAGGGCGCCGUCACACGGGAAGGUGCCGGGACUGGCCAGAAAUGCCAGCCCCUGGCGGUGUCAGCUCUCAACAAGCCACAGACGAGCCCCACACUGUCUCUGCUUCUCCUUGGCACCUUCCUUUCUUGGGCCUGCUUUUUGUCAACUGAAAGACACCGUGUGACACUGAGAAGAGCAGUGAAUCGCCAGUCAGAAGGUCAGCCACGGGCUGGGGUGGGUGGGAACAGCGUGGGCUCGAGAGGAAUUCAGACCAGGGCUCUGGUCCCCACGCCGUCACUUACCAGCACGUGAUCCUGGGGAGAUUCUCCAGCCCCGUGGCCUCAGGUUCCUCACCCGUGAAGCGAAUGGGUGUGAUGAGCCCUGUCUCGGGCUGCGGGGAUGUGUGUGAGCUGCGUAGGGCAGCUCACAGGGCCUGGCGUCUGUUGGAACUUCGAUGGUCGGCAGGUAUCUCUCAUGUUGUUCGGCCUCAGACCCUUCCCCUCUCUCCUCUGGCAUUUGGUUGGGCGGUUUCUUGUCCCGGUCGUGUCAGAGAAUAUGCAGCUCAAUAGGAUGUGGAAAAGCUAAUUAGCCAAA